AUGGCCGUGUACCGCUGCCCCGUCUGUUCCAAGCCGUUCAAGCGGAACGAGCACCUGAGCCGGCACAAGAGGAGCCACUACUCCGACCGGCCGUUUACGUGUCCGUUGUGCCUGAGGUCGUUCACGAGACAGGAUACCCUCCUGCGCCACAUGUCGUCGCACGCGAAGCCGCCGGCAGCGAGGAACAGUGUUUCCUUUUCUACUGCCCCGUCCUCGACGAAAAGGCCAUACGAGGAGCCCGGUGCAUCGACCCAUGAGCCUCUAUCUCUUCCCCGUACCACGACAUCCCGCCCCCAGUACACAGACGACCGGGAUCCAGACUCGUCGACUUGCACCAGCAUCCUCCUGCCCGAGCAGCAGAUGAAAUUCCCACCAUCCGCCCCCUCUCAAUCCCAAUCCCAGUCCCAGUCCCAAGCCAUCGACGUACCCCCGGAGCUGUCUGAGAUCUACACCGCCAUGUUCGGCACGCCGCCAGGGAUGGUACCGUCGGGGCCCGGUCCUGGCCGUGUCAUAGAGCUUAACGACGACGACGACAACGAUCAUGACAUCGACCUUGACCUCGAUCUCGACUCCUCGGACAUCUCUCGCUUUUGGGGAGGUGACGGCAGCAGCCCCCCUCUGACAAUGCAGACCAGCAAUUUGACACGAAGCAGUGCCUCGCCCGUCCUGGAUCGGUACCCGCCUCACGCCUCCGGCUCCGGCUCCAAGGCGCGGCGUGAUCAGCAGCCACAGCAGCAGCAACAACACCCCUUCGAGUUGCCGGCCGAGCUGUUCAGCAGUGCGGUGGACCUGCAUGCGAGGACGUGGUUGAGGGACUUUUGCGCAGGAGGAGGGUGA
Fonsecaea erecta is the source of this 837-nucleotide messenger RNA. RefSeq lists its product as hypothetical. Gene Ontology annotation, molecular function: RNA polymerase II cis-regulatory region sequence-specific DNA binding; DNA-binding transcription factor activity, RNA polymerase II-specific. Gene Ontology annotation, biological process: regulation of transcription by RNA polymerase II. The record is from RefSeq and is a predicted model, not a curated record. NCBI's taxonomy places the organism in Eukaryota, Fungi, Ascomycota, Eurotiomycetes, Chaetothyriales, Herpotrichiellaceae. Gene Ontology annotation, cellular component: chromatin. The transcript has 2 exons. The coding region runs from base 1 to 837 and encodes 278 amino acids.